GGUCUUCCAAUGAAUAAUAAAAAAUCUUUUGUACCUUUCAAGGUCGGUUUAUCACAUUUCUUUCCUGGCUGCUUUCCUCAUAUUUAGGACUUUAAGAGUCAAGACUACUGCUACCAUAAAUUUGAUAAAAUCAGAGGAGAACGGAGACAAAACGACGGGAGGAGAUUUUUUUUCUUUUUUCUCAGCAGUUUUUAUAGUUGCUCUCUAGCACCCCCAGGCCUCAGGUAUGGAUAUGGUACUAACGGAAGUCUUAGGAUUUCCCGUGUACUUUCUAGUUCAGGUAGAAGAAUCAAGACAUGGCAAGUAUUGCUGUCAACAAGGAGGAAGUUGUGUCAGUGGAGCUGCCUGCCCCUGCUUCUUGGAAGAAAUUGUUUAUUCCAAAAAAAGGAGGAACUCCAAGGAAGAAUGAAAUAGUGUUUGUGGCUCCUACAGGAGAGGAAAUUAGUGGUCGGAAACAGUUGGAGCAGUACCUGAAGUCCCAUCCUGGAAACCCAUCAAUUUCGGAAUUUGAUUGGAGCACGGGCGAAACUCCUAGAAGAUCAGCAAGAAUCAGUGAGAAGUUAAAGGCUACACCUCCAUCCACUGAGAAAGAGCCGCCAAAAAAAAGAGCUCGUAAAUCACUAGGAGCAAAGAAGGAUGACAAAGAGACUGAUGCUGCCAAACAGGAAACUGAGAAUAAGGGACAUGAGGAAAUGCUAGAUGCUGGGGCAACUGAGAAGAAUAGCGAGGAACCAGAGGGGGGAAAUGAUAUCAUCAGGGCAACUUUAGUUGAGGGCGAAGGUAAAGCAGAUGCUGAAGAUAGAAAGGAGCCGGACUCCACAGUGAAAGAGAAUGGUACUGUUGGAAACGGCGUAAAGGAUGUUGGAGUGCAGAAUGAGACUGAUGAUAAGAAUGCUCCCAUUGCAGUUGAAAAAGGGGAAGAGAAGCUGGAUUCUAAAGAGGUAGAGAAACCAGAGACUGAGAUUGGAAAAGAUGAUGGUGCUGAUGCUGCAGGAAAAGACAAGGCAGGAACAGCUGCUGCUGCUGCAGCAGCAAGCAAUGGAGUAGAGCAAGAGCUGCCCAACGGUGUGGCGCCUCCUGAAGCAGAAACUAAUGAAGUAGAAGUGUGUGAUGGCAAGCUAAAGUUGCAGGUAGAAGAUGCGCGAGUGGCGGUGAUGGAAAAUGGCAAGGUUGAACAAACGGGGCAAAGGGAAACUGCACAAUGUCCGUCUCCAGCUCCAAUUGCCUGCUGAAUGUAUAGUCUGCAUCUCGUUUAAUUUCCUGUGUCCGGUCUAACUUUUUGGGACGACUAUAAUGUUAAUGUUUAUUAGUGCUUAGAUAUUAGUAGUUGGUCAGAAAAUGACUUUCUUAGUUUUCUGUGAUGCUGUGAUCCUCUUACGACUCGUGCUAUUGAGUAGAAUUAGAUUAUUGACUGUUUACUGUUUUUUUGGCUA
This is a messenger RNA of Coffea eugenioides, 1433 nucleotides long. RefSeq names its product methyl-CpG-binding domain-containing protein 10-like. The record is from RefSeq and is a predicted model, not a curated record. Lineage: Eukaryota; Viridiplantae; Streptophyta; Magnoliopsida; Gentianales; Rubiaceae. The transcript has 3 exons. Gene Ontology annotation, molecular function: DNA binding. The coding region runs from base 297 to 1232 and encodes 311 amino acids.